Messenger RNA from Lecanosticta acicola, 1711 nucleotides. NCBI's taxonomy places the organism in Eukaryota, Fungi, Ascomycota, Dothideomycetes, Mycosphaerellales, Mycosphaerellaceae. The record is from the annotation of a GenBank genome assembly.
AUGACCGCAGCCGAAACGUCCGACCAACAAACCUCCGACCUCGAACACGGUCUGGACAUUUCCCUUUCCGGGGUCAACAUCAACCUCGACGACAGGAUGGCUUCGACCUUAGCGGCAUUGAAACCCUGGACGGCCGUGCCGCGGAAGCGGUAUCGACUGGUGGAUGCGACGUUGAUUGAUCCCAAGGUGAGUUGGAGAGAGAAGAGGAAAGAGGAAGAGGAAGAGAUAAAUUUGGGGCGGGUUUCUGGAUCUUGAUUUUCCGUUCUGAUAUCUAGAGCCGAAAAUGAGCAAGCAUUGGAUUCAGAGUUUGUGAGACUCUCCAAUGCAAUGCAUGCUGACAGACAAUAACACCGCUCUAUGACGGGGGAAAAAUUACAAAAUGCCUCGCCUCAUAUCCUAUGACAUUACAACAUCCGCUAACCUACAGCCCCAAUAACAGGACGGCAGCAUCCACACCCACGUGACAAUAGACCUCCACGACGGCCUCAUCCACCGCAUGACCAAACUCUCCUCCCAACCCUCCCCGGGCGACGAAGUCCUCUCCUGGACGCAGAAUUCCGAAAUCGCAAUCCUCAAUCUACAGGGCAAAUUCGUCAUCCCGGGCCUCAUCGAUUGCCACGUUCACCUCGGGACGCCGCCCGGCGAAGACGGUCUGAAGGAUACCAUGAACCAAGAUCCGGAGACCGCGCUGCUGCGACAACCCUUCCUGGCCCAUCAGAUUCUCAAGCGCGGAUUCACGACGAUACGGGAUUGUGGCGGUGCCGGGCUCGCCAUCAAGGAGGCGCUGAAUGAGGGCCUGUUUCCCGGCCCGCGCCUCUUUACUGCCGGACGCGCGAUUUCGCAGACGGGCGGGCAUGGCGAUAUGCGCUCGCACAAGGAGGCAGAAUAUGCGUGCUGUGGCGGCAACGUGCGCGGAUUGGGCAGGAUCGCGGACGGGGUGGAGCAGUGCCUACACGCCGCGCGCGAGGAACUCCGGCAGGGCGCCGAUUUCAUCAAGAUCAUGGUUUCCGGAGGAGUUGCCUCUCCCACUGACAAGCUGACCAAUCUACAAUACACGCCCGAGGAGAUUCGCGCCUUCUCCAAGGUGGCGAGCGACUCUGGCACCUGGGUGACGGCACAUGCAUACACACCCGCGGCCAUUCAAAACGCCGUCUCCAACGGUGUCAUGGGCAUCGAGCAUGGGAAUUUGAUCGAUGAGCCCACGGCCAAGCUAAUGGCGGAGAGGGGCGCCUUCUUGACACCGACGCUGGUCACCUACCAUACGAUGGCGUCCAGAGAGUUUGGCAAUUUCCUGCCACCAUCGAUUGCGGCCAAGAAUCUGCAAGUUCUGGACGCCGGAUUCCGCAGCAUUCAAAUCGCGGACCAAGCUGGUGUAACCAUGUGCUACGGCACAGACCUGUUGGGCCCGCUGCAAGUCAAGCAGACUGGCGAGUUCACCCUCCGAAAACAGGCCGGCCUCAGUGCAUUGAAGGUUCUGCAGAGCGCGACGAUCAACGCGGCGCGGAUGAUGCGGCAAGACGAGAAGCUCGGUCGGAUCAAAGAGGGCUUUGCGGCGGAUCUUCUGAUCCUCAACGCGAACCCCCUGGACGACAUACAGGUGCUAGAUCGGCCGGAAAGGCAUCUUUUGGCUGUGAUCAAGGACGGCAGAGUCCUGCACAGUCGUUGGUCCAAGUUACCACCAGAGAGCGAUCAGUUGCCCGUGCUCGAGUAG